Oikopleura dioica is the source of this 1770-nucleotide messenger RNA. The record is from the annotation of a GenBank genome assembly. NCBI's taxonomy places the organism in Eukaryota, Metazoa, Chordata, Appendicularia, Copelata, Oikopleuridae.
AUGUUGGAUUUCUUUAGCAUUCUUUCGAAGGGCGGCCUGGUUCUUUGGUACUUCCAGGCGGACCUGCUCAAACUCGACUUUCAAGCAGCGGUGAAUGAGAUGAUCAAAUAUGCCCUCAUCGAUAAAAACUCGGGGACAUUUCACUAUGACAAGCUGGCCCUGCAGAGUGAGUUGGACAACGAAUUUGAUCUGGUGUUCAUUGUUGGCUAUCAGAAUUUUCUCCAGUUGGCGUAUAUUGACAAGCUCUUAACUGAAGUCAAGAAGAGGUUUAGGGACAUGUACAAGAAUCGUUUGGAGGACGGAAUCGCUGGUCAUUUGGAAACGAACUUCGACGGAUUCGACUCUGUGUUUAAGAAAACCCUGGCCCAAGUAGAGUACGACUCUAAAAAUGCAGUACCAAAGAAGCCCAGAGCUUUCCAGCAGUCCGAGAAAAGCAGUAAGACGAUCAAGGGCUCUGGUUUGAUCGAGACAAAAGAAGAGAAGAAGCGAAGAGAGCAGGAGGAAAGCAGAAUGAAGCAGCUUGACGAGCCCGACGAAGACGAGAUCCAACGAAACAUAGAAAGGAUGAAGGGCAGCUAUGGAAAAUCGCCGAAGCCCGCGAAAAAGGAGAAGGGAAAGAAAAAGAAGGAAGCGCGCAAAUGGCCCGGCGAAGGCACCAAGGAGGACUUCAAGGAGCUUGAUUACAGCAAAAAGAGCGAAAGCAACCUUGCUGCUGACGUGAUCAAGCCCACGACGGAGGACAAGGAGGCCAAGGGAACGAUGAAAGGCGAAGUGAAAGGCCUCGCUGUUGAAGAACUCGACAUUGACUCAAAUACCUCUGCUUCUUCCAGCUCAAUGUUGAGCAUGUUCAAAACUCUGGUGAGCCAGAAAGAACUCACCGAAGCUUCCAUCGACCCGAUUCUACAGAAGUACAAGGAUAACUUGAUUUCGAAAAACGUUGCAUCUGAGAUUGCAACAAAGCUUAUUUCCGCUGUAAAAAACAAGCUCGUUGGCCAAACAAUCGGCACUUUUUCUUCAAUUAAAAAAGCUGUCUUCAAUGGACUUGAAGAGUCCCUAGUUCAAAUUCUUACACCUCGUCGACGAGUCGACAUUCUUCGCGAUGUUUUACAUGCAAAAGGAGAGGGCAGACCCUAUUCCAUUACCUUCUGCGGCGUCAACGGUGUCGGCAAAUCCACCAACCUGGCUAAGAUCUGCUUCUGGCUGGUUGAAAACGGUUUCCGCAUCAUGAUAGCCGCGUGCGAUACAUUCCGCGCUGGAGCUGUUGAACAGCUCAAAACGCACGUCCACCGAAUCAACGGAGUCCAUGCCGACUCUGUCAAGCUUUUCGAGCAGGGAUACGGAAAGGAUCCUGCCACUAUUGCCAUGCACGCGAUUUCUGCUGCGCGCGAUCAGGGCUACGAUGUUUGCCUCAUUGAUACUGCCGGCCGUAUGCAGGAUAACGAGCCUCUUAUGCGUGCUCUUGCCAAGUUGAUCGCUAUCAACCGGCCUGAUGCUGUCCUUUUCGUCGGCGAAGCUCUUGUCGGAAAUGAUGCUAUCGACCAGCUCACCAAGUUCAACAAAUCCCUAGCCAAUCAUAGCCAAAGUACUAAUCCUCGUUUGAUCGACGGAAUCGUACUUUCCAAGUUCGACACAAUAGACGACAAAGUCGGUGCCGCUAUUUCCAUGACGUACACAACCGGGCAGCCAAUCGUCUUCAUCGGCACCGGGCAGACCUACAAAGACUUGAAUUCCUUGAACCCGAAAGCCGUCGUCAAUCUUCUUCUCCGCUGA